UGUGGAUUUUUCGUGUUGUUGUUGUCUACCAAAGAAGACGUGUUCCUGUUUGCAGUUUCUGUUUUUUUGUUUAGCAAAGAUGAGUUGUGAAGUUUGCAACGAAGUGUCGGCAAAAUACAAAUGCCCGAGAUGUGGAGUGAGAACAUGUUGUGUUGCAUGCGUGAAGAAACACAAAGAGGAAAAGUCAUGCAAUGGCCUGAGGGACAAGACAGCAUUUGUACCAAUAAAGGCCUUCUCUGACAACAAUCUUUUGAGUGAUUAUCAUUUCCUGGAAGAUGUUGCAAGAAAGACGGACAAUGCUGCCCGACAGUCCAGACAACAUGGACGCAGAGACAAAUCCAGAUAUUUGCACAAAUUAGUGUCUCAAGCCAGAAAAAGAAGAAUUGAUCUUCAGAUCUUACCAUAUAAUUUCGAGAAGAGGAAGUCAAAUACCACGGUAUACUGGAAAAGGGAGGAGAAAUUCAUGUGGCACAUAGAAUGGGUGUUUCCAGGGGCAGGGGCCAAGUACACAGACAACAGAGUCAGCGAGGACACGAUAUUAGAGGAGGCAUUGAAGCGUUACCUUCACCCCACGGAGUCAGACCCAGUGAUACGACACAAAUUGCGGGAUUUUGUCAGAGUGGGGACAGAGAAUUGUGCCAUCUGUAUGAGGGUCGAGGGAGCAUGUGCCAAUACACCAAGGUACCACAAGCUGGACAUGAAGGAGACCAUUGGUAACAAUUUGAAAGGGAAAACAAUCAUAGAAUUCCCAACGUUGGAGGUUGUAUUGCCUGAACAGCUGUCACAGUACAGCUUUGUACACCAAGACACAGAUAGUCAUAGCCAGUCGGGAGAAUCCACAAACAAGCAGCAGUUAGGAGAAUCUGCGCCUGAGCAGAAGUUGGGAGAAUCUGCACAGAAGAAGCAGUUGGAAGAAUAUGUGUCUUAA
Messenger RNA from Liolophura sinensis, 928 nucleotides. RefSeq names its product box C/D snoRNA protein 1-like. The transcript is spliced from 8 exons. NCBI's taxonomy places the organism in Eukaryota, Metazoa, Mollusca, Polyplacophora, Chitonida, Chitonidae. Gene Ontology annotation, biological process: maturation of LSU-rRNA from tricistronic rRNA transcript (SSU-rRNA, 5.8S rRNA, LSU-rRNA); snoRNA localization; box C/D snoRNP assembly. The coding region runs from base 80 to 928 and encodes 282 amino acids. The record is from RefSeq and is a predicted model, not a curated record. Gene Ontology annotation, cellular component: pre-snoRNP complex; nucleus.